AUGGGAAGAGUGUUCGCGAUAGAACUCGAGGGACCCGUCUACACAUGCCUAGAGUGCAACACACAUCUCGGAGUCCCCAGUGAUAUCAUCUCUAAAGAGGUCGAGGUUUUCACAUAUGUGUUCAGUAGACUCUUCAAUACAUUUCUGGUUGAAAAAACGUCCAAUCCUGCUUUGCAAGAUAUCUUUUGUGUCGGUUGUUUCAAUGACGUCGGCACUUAUGGCGUAAGUGGUCCAAAUAGUUGCCGGGUUUUUAGGAACCUAGUCCAUGGACCAGAAGGAAGCGAUGAUGAGGUUUAGGAGUUGGUAUGUGUUCAACAAAAGAAGAAGAAGACAAUUUGAAGUUGAAUUUCAUAUUACAAUUUGUAUACUGUGUGAAUAGUCAAGAACAAAUCACAUUUUCUUCCUUAU
Messenger RNA from Eruca vesicaria subsp. sativa (arugula), 408 nucleotides. The record is from the annotation of a GenBank genome assembly. Lineage: Eukaryota; Viridiplantae; Streptophyta; Magnoliopsida; Brassicales; Brassicaceae.